Messenger RNA from Achroia grisella, 3921 nucleotides. RefSeq names its product probable serine/threonine-protein kinase kinX. Gene Ontology annotation, molecular function: aldose reductase (NADPH) activity. NCBI's taxonomy places the organism in Eukaryota, Metazoa, Arthropoda, Insecta, Lepidoptera, Pyralidae. Gene Ontology annotation, cellular component: cytosol. The transcript has 12 exons. The coding region runs from base 69 to 3764 and encodes 1231 amino acids. The record is from RefSeq and is a predicted model, not a curated record.
AAUAAUAUCUAAAUAUAGGUAACAAAUGAAUAAAAUUUGUUAUCAAAUAAUUAUCAUUGUAAUGAUAAAUGAGUAAUGAUUAUAUGGAACACGGCGAUCAUAGUCGACUAUUGAAAUUCUUGCUGCCUACAGCUCAAACAAACAAAAUGGCGGAACCGGAAGUACACGAAUUAAAAAUCGAGUAUAUAAAUCCUUCGGAUAUCGAAAGUGAGGUACCAGGCAAGCAGGAACUUAGAGAAGGUGACGUGAACGCAGUUGUCAUUGAUAACUCGACUUUAGACGAUGACAUUAUAGUCGAAACUCCCGUGGACUAUGUGCUAUCGCCAGUGAUAACUGUGACAAAAGAGGAAUCAACUUACACGAAGGGAGAUUUGAAGUUGCAAAAGGUGUCUGUAAAUGAAAACAUAUCGAACAAUGAAGUCAACGGAAAACACGACGAGACUAACGCUGACGCCACAAAAACUGCAGCACAAACUCUAACACCCGGGACUGAAAGAGAAACCUACAACGAUAAUAAAGGAAGGUCCAGAAUACCAACGUCGCAGUUCAGACAGGCCUUAGAAAAGUUUAAAAAUAUCAACCAGGACGCUAAUGAAAAGAAAAAUGAUGCUAUUCCAACACCUUCGAAACGUUCAUCCUUUCUAAAACCUAAAGAGGUUAAAAUUACAACACCGCCCAAUACACCUGCACCUGCUUUUGACGAAGGUCAUGAAGUGGAAGACGAGUUUGAUAAAAUAUACGACGAAGUUAUCCAUCAUGAGCCAAAACAAGUUACUGACAAUACUAGUGACAAUAUUAAGGAUUCAGUACAGCUUGAGGAUGAAUUCGAGGAAAUAAUUCAUGAUUAUGAAGACAAUAAAGUACAACCGAUUGAUAUUAAUAAAGUUAAACAAUCAAGAAUACCACAAAUAUCAAAACGAGGCGAUGAUGACAACAAAUUGCAAACAAACAACAUUCCUGCACAGAUGGUAAUUGAGAAAUCUAAAAUAAAUGAUGCUAAAAUCGAUAGUAAAAUACCAAUUAACAGAAACUUGCUACAAAAACAAGUUAGAGAUGAUGUGAUUAUUAGUAAUACAGAUAAUAAAGGUCCAGUAACUAGAGAAAUACCACAAAAACCACCUCGAAUUAGAUAUAGCUCUAAAGAUGAUGAAAAACAAAGCAAUAACAAUAAACCUAAUAAUACUGUUGAUGCGCAUACAGAAAAUGAAACUACCGCUGAAACAUUGGCUCCAGAAGAUACUAAUAUUAACAAUAACUCUACGGGUAUAAAGUCAUCAGAACAGUCGAAUAUUAAAUUGACCGAAGCUGAACCAGUAAAAGUGGCAACACAAGAAGAUAUUGACAGAAUUACAAAAGACAAUAUUGAAAAACGCCAAAAUGAUAUUACUUUGAAGAUAGAAGAAAUUGUCGAAACACCAUUAGUGAUGGAAGUAAAUGCUAUUAUAGACAUUAAACCAGAAUCAGUUGAUAUAGAAGACAACCAAUCUGCUACAGAAAAUAUUAAACCUGCAGAAGAUAAAGGCGACAACUCUGUAAAAUUAGAAGCAAACGUAGAAAAUGAUAAAGAAGGUGAUGACUCAAACUAUACUCCAGGCAAAGUCAGUAAAAUACUAAGCAGAUUACGAUCUUUUGAUAAAAUUGAUGAUACGAAACAAAGCAAUAAUGUUAAUGUAAAGGAAACACCGAAAAGGAAAUCAGUGUUGUCGAAGAUAGCAAUGUUUGAGCGUCCAGACGUUAAAGCACCACCUAACCCUAGACUAAUUCAGAAUGGAAUACCGACUCGUAAGCCACUUGAAACAAAAACUGAUUUUAUAUCACAUGAAAGUGUAUAUGUAAAACCUAUAAUAGUCGAUGAAGUCCUAAAAGCAUCAAUACAAAGAGAUUUACACUCUAAUAUCAUAGAAGUUAAGACUGAAACUAAUUCUGAAGCAAUAAAUUCAAAAAACAAAGGGGAAAUAGUUGAAGAGACGAUCAAAUAUCAAAAAAUUGAAGUUGUCGAUGCUAAAGUUAGUCAACCUAUUGCUGAAUCGAUUGACCAACCUUUAGUUCUAGAUAAUAGUAUUCAGCUAGUAGAAAAUGCAACCGAAAAUCUACAAGAUAUAAGUCAACCUAAAGAAAUUCAUAUUGAGACUAUUCAUAAAGAUAUUAUUACGGAACCAAAUAAUACAAUUGAAAAUGAACCUAUUCUCGUUGAGAAUACAGUUGAAAUUCUGGAACCGAUAAAAACAGAGUACUCAGAGCCGUUACCAAUUAAUAUUGAAGAAAAGAAACUAGAAAUUAAUAUCAAUGACAAUAAUAUAGUAAUAGACGAACUCGUUUUAGAACCAGUUGAAAAUAAACGUACAGAGUAUGAAAAUAACGUUGAAAUUUCAAAUUCAGACGAUGAUUCAGUAUUUUACAGGACUGAAGAUCCUAAUCAGACGGAAACAGUACGCAGAGAUUCUAAAAGUAUAGAAGAAUAUAGUAGGGAAAGACCGAAAUCUGUUGCAGAAUUAGAUUUAGGAGAAUCUGUUAAGGGUAAAGUUCAUGAGAUGAUAACAAAAAUAAGAAUGAACUCCUUCGAAACUGGAGAAGUUCAAAAGAAGGAAAAGGAGAUAGAAGUGCACGAGAGACCGAGGAAGAAGUCUGUGUCAAUGAUGAUUGCCUUAUUCGAACAAAAAACAACAAAAGUCCAGUACGGUAGUAAUCAUCCAAACAUAGAGCGAAUCCACACAAAACCUACCGUUACCGUCCAGACGGUCAGCCUCACCGACGAGGAGUACGACCAGAGAACUGCAGAGUUGACCAGCGCGAAACUGCAGUAUGGCAGAGCGAUGAAUAUGACCUACUUGAUUCUCAGGAAUGGAGUUGAGAUGCCGGUUUUGGCUUUAGGAACUGCCUUGAUGGACAAACGUUUAAUCCGACAUAUAAUUGGGGCUGCUAUUGACCUUGGUUUCCGUGCCAUAGACACCGCAUACAUCUAUGGCAACGAAGCGGAAGUCGGGGAGGCGAUCAAGGCCAAAAUUGACGAUGGUACAGUCACCAGAGAGGAGCUUUUCAUCACAUCGAAGUUAUGGAGUACGUACCAUCGACCUGACCUGGUGGAGGUGGCAUGCCGAGCGUCCCUGACUGCGAUGCAGCUGGAUUACUUUGAUUUAUACCUCAUCCAUAACCCCAUGUCUUUUAAGGAAGGUAAGGCACCUAUACCAAAGAUAGCAAACGUGAUUCAAUACUCUGAGUAUGAUUACUUGGACGCCUGGUACGGCAUGGAAGAGCUGGUGGGGAAAGACCUGGUGAAAAGCAUCGGAGUCAGCAACUUCAACUCUAUCCAGCUCACCAGGAUACUGGGGAGAGCGAAGCUCAAGCCUGUUAUCAACCAGGUGGAAUGUCAUCCAUAUCUAUCUCAAGAAAGAUUACACGAGUUCUGCGAGCAGCGAGACGUCAAACUCACAUGUUACGGGGUACUAGGCUCUAAAGGGACCCCUAAAGAGUAUAGGAGCGGACUACAGCCUAUAGUUGAUGAUCCCCUGGUCAAAGUUAUGGCGGCAGGUCUUAAUAUGACCAUAGCGCAGCUACUUCUCAGAUACCAAAUUGAUUUAGGACGCAGCGUCGUCGUGAAAGCGUCCACCGGAGCCCACCUGUGGGACAAUCUGCAAGCACUGGAGCGGAGCUUGAUCCCAGAACAAGUAGAAGCUCUAAAUGCUUUGAAUAAAAACAAGAGAACGUACACUUUCGCUGGAAUGGGCGAGACUCACAGGAACUACCCGUUCAACAUUCCGUUUUGAUAUUCCUGACCAAUAAUUUGUUCUUAGUUUUUGACAGUCUAUAUAUUUUUUGACAUUAACAUUGUAUAUUAAAAAUUCAAUGACAUUUUACCUAAUUAGUAUUAAGGAUUUAAUUAUCGGUAUAAAUUCUUUUUAAGAAAAUUUUGUGAAAACAGGC